Plutella xylostella (diamondback moth) is the source of this 527-nucleotide messenger RNA. RefSeq lists its product as uncharacterized. Lineage: Eukaryota; Metazoa; Arthropoda; Insecta; Lepidoptera; Plutellidae. The record is from RefSeq and is a predicted model, not a curated record.
CUUAUUUAUUCCACAGACCUCACAAAAUAUUCUUUAGUCCUCUGAGCACGAAGGGAGGCCAGCAGUUUAUCCUCUACCUGCGCACGCCACGGACUAUCGGAUGUCUGUAUCGCACCUUUGCCAAGGAACACGAACAAAUGAUGAACGUGUAUGGACCAGGGAAGCCGGCUAAUGUUUGUCGACCACGAUUUGGCAUCAGACGCAUAGACAUGAUCUGCCUAAAAGAACCGGACUCCUCACCGUUCUACAUCAACCAAGAUUUCAAUGAAGACAAGAUUAGCUUCGGAGUUAGUACGGCAGCGUCAUGGCAAGACACCCUGACUUCUAAACCGGAGUAUUGGACCUGUAUUAGCAACCUGGCCAUGUCUGAUAGCAGCGGCGCGCCAGGGUUUAUGCUCUGCACGAACCACUACGCAAUUUGGCAGGCUUUUGAUAACUUGAAGGUGGCUGAACCUAAAUGUUAGGGCGCUAAAGGUCUUACUUUGAAGUAGGUGAAUAAAGUACACAUGACUUUUAUUAUCAAAGAA